AUGGGUUCUCCGGCUCCGGACUUAGAGGGCCAGCCCCUUGGAAAGGACACGAAGCUGCCUCUGCGGCCCGAAUAUCUCGAUCCACGUCCACAUCGCCGCCAUCCUUUCUCUAGCUUUGUGCCACGCAAAAAGUUUCAAACCUGGACAAGUUACCAAGGUCAAAAAGCUCGUAUCGAUAAUUGCGGAAAAUGGGCCGAAAUUGUCGAGCAAGAAUUCGAAUCUAUGCACGAAGAGACUGAAAAGAUUCUGCGAAUCCAAGCUCACCUCUCGGGAUUGCCGCAAAAGACUGAAAACAACGAUGCUGCACCCACAACACCACCGGAACAAUUGGGAGCUGCAACUUCCACUCCUUCACACACCACAUCUAUGGAGGACAGCGACAAGAUCGACAUUGCCUUUGUUGCAAGUCUACACCACGCUAGUCUCAGGCGUCUAGAACUUCUGGUCGAUUUUAUCAAAUAUGAGAGCGAUCAGAUCUCAGCUGACAUGCGUGAGAGCGAGCCGACAUUCUCUCUGCUAAUGUCUGUCAUCACUGUGCUGUGGUCUUUGUACACUUGGUGGUGGAUGUGGUUCUUGCUUUAUGGUGUGCCCUGGAGCCUGAAGCCUUCCAUAACGAUCAUGAAUCUGUGGAUCACGAUUUUCCUCAACAUGUUUGCAGACGCUUCAAGAAAGUGA
This is a messenger RNA of Penicillium brevicompactum, 675 nucleotides long. RefSeq lists its product as uncharacterized. The transcript has a single exon. NCBI's taxonomy places the organism in Eukaryota, Fungi, Ascomycota, Eurotiomycetes, Eurotiales, Aspergillaceae. Bases 1 to 675 code for a protein of 224 amino acids. The record is from RefSeq and is a predicted model, not a curated record.